CCCGAGUAUUUGGCUUGUUCAGUAGCCCCCAAAAACCUAAUGGUUUUCGUGGAUUGUUCGUCUUGGUGGCAGUUCAGUCCGUCAAAGAAAAAGGCGUAUAUUGUACGGCAGACACCAGGAAACGGCCUUGUAUUCCAAAAUGGGAUGCUAAAAAGGAAGCCUAUGGACGAGCCAGGAGUCAACCCCGAGAUCUUUCACAUGCUAAGUGAACACGCCACCAACUAUGCCACAUGUCCAAUAAUUACCGUAGUCGGAGUUCCAGCGUCUGUGGGGGCUUCAGUUCGGGGGUCAUUUAUUAUUCCAUCCGCACCAAUACUUGUAUAUCUAUAUAGAUGAUGAUAUAAUCGGG
Messenger RNA from Babjeviella inositovora NRRL Y-12698, 349 nucleotides. RefSeq lists its product as uncharacterized. The transcript has a single exon. NCBI's taxonomy places the organism in Eukaryota, Fungi, Ascomycota, Pichiomycetes, Serinales. The record is from RefSeq and is a predicted model, not a curated record. Bases 40 to 336 code for a protein of 98 amino acids.